This is a messenger RNA of Brenthis ino (lesser marbled fritillary), 819 nucleotides long. The record is from the annotation of a GenBank genome assembly. NCBI's taxonomy places the organism in Eukaryota, Metazoa, Arthropoda, Insecta, Lepidoptera, Nymphalidae.
AUGGAAGAAGAUUUGACGCAUAUAAGAAGGAAAAGACUGACAACAGCAUCUGGACUUGUCUGCUUGGAAGAUUAUCCUUAUACUGUAUCCAUAAGGUUACACAGCAAGCAUUGGUGUGGAGGAGCGAUUGUUGGAAACCAAUGGGUCAUAUCAGCUGCACAGUGUUUCGAUUAUGUUACAGAAGAAGAGGUUACAGUGCGAAUGGGCUCCGUGUUUAGGGACAGCGGAGGCAGGAUCGUAUCAGUUAUAGACAUCCAGCGUCAUCCCAGAUAUAGAACUGACCAAUACUACCCAGAACAUAAUCUAGCUUUAAUCAAGCUAGGCAUACCAAUACUACGUAACAACCGAGUGCAACCGGUAGCGCUGCCUCAAGCGGAUGCUAACGUUCCGCCACUGUUCGGAGAAGUGGUUGUCACUGGAUAUGGAUCGGUGAUAACAGGUCAAAUUCGGGAAGGCGUAAAUCAAGAAUUGCGUCGUAUGAUAGUGAAGGAAGUUCCUCGACCAGAAUGCCGUGUUGUUUAUGGAAACGAAUAUCAGAUUCAACACGACCACAUGUGCUUGCUGAGUGUUGUCCAGGGAAUAGCUUUAUGCGCGGGUGAUACAGGAGACCCAGCAGUACAUUUCAGUGGGAUAGACCGUGGCGGUACAUUGUUUGGAAUAGCUUUAUUUUCUGGAACCGAAGAAUGCGCUUACAAAUCGAAGCCUGGAAUAUUUGCAAAGGUAUCAUACAGCCGUGCGUGGAUAGACAAAGUUAUAAACGAAACUUUACCUACCGAGAGUGUUGAAAGCAUCGAAAAUGCUAUACCUAUUGAUAUGAAU